Drosophila grimshawi is the source of this 2854-nucleotide messenger RNA. Its product is annotated as glutamyl aminopeptidase-like. Lineage: Eukaryota; Metazoa; Arthropoda; Insecta; Diptera; Drosophilidae. Gene Ontology annotation, molecular function: zinc ion binding; peptide binding; metalloaminopeptidase activity. Bases 38 to 2788 code for a protein of 916 amino acids. The transcript is spliced from 5 exons. The record is from RefSeq and is a predicted model, not a curated record. Gene Ontology annotation, cellular component: cytoplasm. Gene Ontology annotation, biological process: proteolysis; peptide catabolic process.
AUGUCUUUAGUUAACUGUUGUCGCUCGACUAGCUAAGAUGCAUAUAACGGACAAUUGGUUGCGAGUGGUAUUGUUUUGGAGCGUGGCCACAACGAUAGUUGUCGCCGAGCAACGCACACAAGAGGGGAAGCGUACAGUAUUCGAGGAGAUUGAUUAUCGUCUGCCGACGGCACUUGUGCCCACGCACUACUCUCUGCAUCUGCAUCCGGAGCUGGAUACGGGCAACUUUACGGGCCAGGAGCGCAUCUCCAUAAAAGUGUUGGAGGCAACAAAUCAAAUCAUUUUACACUCCCACAACCUGGACAUUGACAGCGUUUAUGUGCUCAACAAUGAGGUGACCAGCUAUGAGUUGGACGAACUGCGUCAGCUGCUGAUCAUCAACUUGCAGGAGGAGCUGGAGGUGGAUGCGGUUCUUACGUUUGACAUAUCUUUUUCAGGACAAAUGCGCAACAAAUUAGUUGGAUUAUACAGCAGCAGCUAUGCGACGCCUGCGGGGCAGCAGCGCAACAUUGCGACUACAAAAUUUGAGCCAACUUAUGCGCGCCAGGCAUAUCCAUGCUUCGAUGAACCCGCCAUGAAGGCCACCUAUGAGAUCAGCGUUGUGCAUCCCACUUCCGGUAACUAUCAUGCACUGUCCAACAUGAACCAGUUGGACACGAUGUUACUGGAAGAGAACACGAUUGUCAGAUUUGCCACCAGUGUGCCCAUGAGCAGCUAUUUGGCCUGUAUCAUUGUCUCCGACUUUGACUCGGAGACCAGCACGGUGAAAGCAAAUGGUAUUGGCGAAGACUUCGAGAUGCGUGCCUUUGCCACUCCCCAUCAGAAGAGCAAAGUGACAUUUGCAUUGGGAUUUGGAACAGCUGUCACAGAGUACUACAUUCAAUACUUCAAGGUGGCGUAUCCACUUCCCAAGUUGGAUAUGGCUGCCAUUCCCGACUUUGCCUCGAAUGCCAUGGAGCACUGGGGUCUAGUUACAUAUCGUGAGACUGCUCUCCUCUAUGAUGAGCAGAUUAGUUCCACGCUGAAUAAGCAGUCGGUGGCUAGUGUACUGGCUCACGAGAUUACUCAUCAGUGGUUCGGCAAUCUGGUCACCAUGAACUGGUGGAAUGAUCUUUGGCUAAACGAAGGAUUCGCUCGCUUCAUGCAGUACAAGGGCGUCCAUGCUGUGCAUCCCGAUUGGGGAAUGCUGGAACAAUUUCAAAUAAUUGCACUACAUCCAGUUUUGGUGUUCGAUGCGAAACUCUCCUCGCAUCCCAUUGUGCAAAAAGUGGAGUCUCCGGAUGAAAUCACUGCCAUUUUCGAUACGAUUAGUUAUGAGAAGGCUGGUUCUGUGUUGCGCAUGUUGGAGACUCUUGUCGGGCCAGAGAAGUUUGAGUUGGCUGUUACCAACUAUUUAACCAAAUACUCAUACAAGAACACGGUCACCGACGACUUCCUGACUGAAGUGGCUGCCCAGGUCAGUGAAUUUGAUGUCAAGCAAUUGAUGCGCACUUGGACCGAGCAGAUGGGCUAUCCAGUCAUCAAUGUUCGCCAAACCGAUGCCGGUUUCCUUAUUACCCAAAAGCGAUUCCUCUCCAACAAAGCCAGCUACGACGAGGAGGUGGAACCAUCUGAAUUCGGGUACAAAUGGAACGUUCCAAUCACUUAUUUAAUGGACAACGGCUAUACUGACAAUUUAAUUUUUGAGUACGACGUUGAUGAGAUCGGAGUGGCAGCGCUAUCUGAUAUCAACUGGAUCAAGCUGAAUGUGCAUCAGGUGGGUUACUAUCGCGUCAACUAUGAGGAAAGUCUGUGGCAGAAACUCAUCCAAGAGCUCGUCGAGAAACAUUCGCGUUUCGACAUUGCGGAUCGGGCGCAUUUGUUGGACGAUGCCUUUGCAUUGGCCGAUGCCAGUCAGUUGUCCUACACUGUCCCACUGGAGAUGACCGCCUACCUAGCUGAUGAGCUUGACUUUGUCCCCUGGUACGUCGCUGCCUCCAAACUGCAAACUCUCAAGAGCCAUCUCAUGUUCACCGAGAGCUACGUCUCCUACUUGACUUAUGCUCGUACCCUGCUCACCAAUGUCUACCAGGAGGUCGGCUGGACGGUCGAUGCUAACAACCAUUUGAAAAAUCGCCUACGGGUUUCUGUCCUUUCCGUCGCCUGUGCUUUAGGACAACCCGACUGCCUGACUCAGGCAACGGACCGUUUCACUAAUUGGCUCCAGAAUCCCACCGCUGCCAAUCGUCCUGCACCAGAUCUGCGUGAAGUGGUCUACUACUACGGCAUGCAGCAGACGAGCAGCGAGUCCAAUUGGGAGCAGUUGCUGGAACGGUUCAAGGCAGAGACGGAUGCUAGCGAGAAGUUGAAGCUGAUGUACGGUCUGUCGGCUGUGCAGAAUGGUCAGCUGCUCUACCGCUUCCUGGAGAUGGCUAGUGAUGAGAAUAUUGUGCGCUCCCAGGACUAUUUCACGUGUGUGCAGAAUAUCGCUGCCAAUCCGGUGGGUCAACCCAUUGUCUGGGAAUAUUAUCGAGAGCACUGGCCACAAUUAGUUGAUCGUUUUGGCCUCAACGAUCGCUAUUUUGGCAGAUUGAUUGUGAGUAUCACGAGUCGAUUUGCCAGCGAUGUUAAGCUGGAGGAAGUGCAGCAGUUCUUCAAGAAGUAUCCGGAGUCCGGAGCCGGUGCCAGUCCCAGGCAACAGGCGAUUGAAACGAUCAAGUAUAACAUUAACUGGCUGAGGGAGAACGCAGCCGACAUUUCCAGCUGGCUAAGCGGCACGGCCAGUCCAUUGGAAACGAAUAAUCCAUAGUAAAAAUUCGAUGUUCAAUUGGAUAAUGACAAUAAAAUGUAAAAAUAAAAAUACAAUUACUAAUAA